This is a messenger RNA of Uloborus diversus, 1844 nucleotides long. It is a transcript of the gene Hyccin, whose product is annotated as hyccin-like. The record is from RefSeq and is a predicted model, not a curated record. Gene Ontology annotation, cellular component: plasma membrane. The transcript is spliced from 12 exons. The coding region runs from base 167 to 1732 and encodes 521 amino acids. Gene Ontology annotation, biological process: protein localization to plasma membrane; phosphatidylinositol phosphate biosynthetic process. Lineage: Eukaryota; Metazoa; Arthropoda; Arachnida; Araneae; Uloboridae.
GGUACAUCAGUCGGAGGAAAUUUCUGCUAUUCGGUGAUAGCUGAGAUUUUUUGCUGCAAGCCAAUUAAUAGUUUUUUUCCUUUUUGCCCUUUAAUAGAUGAGUUUAAAAUGGAAGCAAGAAAUCCAAGCCUGACAUUCACAUUUUCGUGAUAAUGCUGAGAAAGGUAUGGCGGAGGCUAUCGUCCGUGAAUGGAUUGCGGAUUACAAGUCACUACGAAGUGCAGAAAUUCAUAGCUUUGGCUGUACCAUAUCUCAAAAUAAUGAGUUGAUUCAAGCAGUUUUCACGGUUUUAGAUGAAAAACGUUACCGAGAAGAGUUACUGGAACCACUAUGCCAUCAGUUCUUCAGUUUCUACAGAUCUCGAGAAGAGAACUUGCAAAAUUUUGCUCGCCAGUACAUACCUUCCCUCAUAGGUUUGUACUUAAGCAGUGUUGCCAAGGGUAACAGGAAGAAUGUCAGAUGUGUUGAAGUUGUAUUACUAGGAAUUUAUAAUUUGGAAGUUAUUGAUUCUUCUGGAAAAGCAGCCUGCCUAUCAUUUCGUAUUCCUUUAUUGUCAAAACCAUCCAUAUAUCAUGAGCCUAUAAGCUUAUCUCACUCUGCGUUGUCUGAACGUGCUCUUUCUACUUUAGAAUAUGCUGAAAACAGAAUGAUCACUGUUGGUCCUUUCUCUGAAGUAGAAAAAAUUAAUGCUAGCAAUAGGUUACUUGUGAUGACUGUUCUUAUGUGGCUAUAUAAUCAACAUAUUGGGUGUAUGUCAACGUUUUCUCAUAUAUCUGUGUGUAAAAUGUGUUCCAGGCUUGUGAAACAAGGUUUUAAUAGAACUAGUAGGCCAAACUAUGGAAGUGAAUGUACAAGUGGUUAUAACAAUCCUCAUCCUCGUCCUAUAGCAAGGAUACCUCUUUCAUCGGGCCUGCUUUUAGAAUUAAUCCAUGCUGUGUAUUUUGCAACGUUUAAUGGAUUAGAUAUGGGUUCACAAACACUGGAGGAGCUUCAUAACAGAGCCAUGCAGGAAAUGAUGUCUGACGUUCUGUUGGUCACAAAUGCAGUUCGUAAUUCACUAAAACAGAAUCCAUCGGGUCAGCCUUCUGAUGGCCCAAUGGGCAUCAGCGUAGCUCUUUCUCCUACAACUGUCAGCACCGUUUCUAGGGCUAUCACAAAUGCUUCAUUUCGUGCAAAGAAACUUCCAGAUGAUAUACCGAUUCAAGAAGGAGAAAACAGCGAAGCCCACCAGCUGUCGGCCAUCAGCGAGGAAGCCGAAGAGAACGAAAGCCAGCCAUCCAAAAGCAGCAAGAAACCUGGAAGCAGUAGCAAUUCUAGCAAUCCCGGGCUAACAAAAGUUGGAGUACUGCAGCUGAGAAAGGGCAAGGAUAAGAAGAAAGACAAAGAUCUCCUGAACGGCGAUUCGGUCGACAAGGGAAAGACCAACGGCAAGUUGAGCUCGGCCGACGAGGGCCUGGAAGUCGGCUUCUCCAACGGAGACCAGGUAUCUCUGCGUAAUUCUUAUUCUUGUAGGACUGACUUGCAGAUGCCCAAAAGCCCGUUGGGCAGCAGUAGCAUUCCAGGCGAGGAUGGAUUCGACUUCAAAGAUAGUCUGAGCAACGCCAAAUAUGUCACGAGCUCCGGCUCGGACGUGGUCAUCACGAACGACGGCACCUGCAUUUUGAAGUCUAUUUUGCAUAAAUCCGAAUCCUCUAAUGGCCUGCAGAAUUCCUCGAUGCAAACUGCCGUGUAAUAUACUUUGUGUUUCCGAGUUUAAACUGAGGAGUUUAUUUUUUAAAUUUAUUUGUAAAUAUAUUCGUCUCUGAACCAAAUCUGUAAUUAGAUGAAUUUUACAAAUUGUUUUU